Messenger RNA from Poecile atricapillus (Black-capped chickadee), 2632 nucleotides. RefSeq names its product cyclin dependent kinase inhibitor 2C (gene CDKN2C). Bases 607 to 1110 code for a protein of 167 amino acids. NCBI's taxonomy places the organism in Eukaryota, Metazoa, Chordata, Aves, Passeriformes, Paridae. Gene Ontology annotation, biological process: regulation of cyclin-dependent protein serine/threonine kinase activity; negative regulation of cell population proliferation. Gene Ontology annotation, molecular function: protein kinase binding; cyclin-dependent protein serine/threonine kinase inhibitor activity. The transcript has 3 exons. Gene Ontology annotation, cellular component: nucleus. The record is from RefSeq and is a predicted model, not a curated record.
CUGUCAGUGCGGCUGCGAGCGCGGCCGGGCCGGGGCAGCGGCGGCACCAGCGCAGCCCCUGCCCCCGCCAGGAGCUCGCCCCGCGGCCGCAGCGGGAGGAGCGGCUGUCCCGGGGAGCGCCCGGCGGAGCGCGGACAGCGGGAUCCCGGCGGACGGCGGCGGAGACGGCUCCGCGCCGCGGCUCCUCCACGCCCUGAGCGCGGGCGGCGGUUCGCGGCAGCCCCCCCGCGCCGCCCGCCGCCCUCCUGGAUGCUCCGGAGCCGCCGCCGCCGGGGGCGGCCGCCGGCCGGGAUCGCGCCCGCCCGCUGCGCGGGGGCUGCGCGGGGCCGCGGGAGUGAAGCUGCUGCUGCUGCUGCUGCUGCUGCGGGGAGCGAGAGCGCCGAGGGAGCGACCUGGGCACCGGGACAGCCGCAGCCGCCGCGCCCGGCCCUCCGCGGGCGCGGCUCGUCCUUCCCUUCCCCGCUGGGCCCGGACUAAGGCGACGGAGUGGGAUGAAGGGGGCAUCCCGAGCGGGAGUUGGAUGCACACUGCUACAGGAGACCUUUCCUCGGAGCUGCUGCUGCUGCUAAGUUUCAGAAACCGACUGUGAACAGGUCACCCUAAAGAAUGGCCGAGCCUUCUGGGAACGAGCUGGCGUCCGCGGCUGCCAAGGGGGACCUAGUGCAACUUACUAAUUUGUUGCAAAAGAAUGUAAACGUCAAUGCACAAAAUGGAUUUGGGAGGACUGCGCUGCAGGUGAUGAAACUCGGGAACCCCGAAAUCGCCCGGCGGCUGCUCAGCAACGGGGCCAACCCCAACCUGAAAGACAGCACCGGCUUCGCUGUCAUCCACGACGUAGCCAGGGAGGGCUUUCUGGACACUUUGCAGACUCUGCUGGAGUUCAAAGCCGAUGUUAACAUUGAGGACAACGACGGCAACCUGCCCCUGCACUUGGCGGCCCAGGAGGGGCACGUGCGGGUGGUGGAGCUGCUGCUGGCCCGCUCCGAGUGCAAGGUGGGCCACCAGAACAAGCGCGGGGCCACCGCCUACGACCUGGCCAAGCUCUACAGGAGGGCAGCCGUGGUGGAGCUCCUGGAGGCCAGCAGCUCCUUCCCCCCCAGCAUGGACUGAACCCCGCUAGGACGGGCUCUCCUUUGGACGUGAGGGGGUGCAGACUUCUUGGGGUGUUACCUUCCUUUUUAACAACAUUUGUUGCACCAUUAUUUUUAUUUUUUUUCCCCUCUUCUGAACAGCUGGUAGUGUAAGUCUCAAGAAAUUCCAGAGGUGGGUUUUUAGGUAACAGAAAUGUUUUAAAUCCAUGCUCCCAGCAGUUUCCUAUACCUUUCACUUUACACUGCUAGGCUCAUCCGUGUGUAUGUCGGUUGCUCAUAUCUAGUUUUCCAGUAUCAACUUUUACAAUUUAUUUUAGGUCAUUCGUAUCGAGUCAUUAAUACAAGAGCUACUAUUCACAUGCUUAAUAUUGCUGGACUUUUAAGAAAAGGAAAUAGUUUACUGUGAUUUCUCCCACCUCUCAGUGCACCCCUCUCUUCUCCUCAUUCCCUCCACCCCUUUCUGUCAGGCUCUAGAGUCUGAGGUCCUGUUUUAGAUAAAAAAAUCCUGUUAAUAAGGUGUCACCUGCAGCCCCUGCUCAGGCAGAGUUGGAAGUCAAAGGCUGCGUGGCCUGAGGACAGUGGAUGGCGCUUAGAUGCUUUAGGCAGUAACUGUAUUUUGUCACUAACAAGAGCUUGUAGAACUAGGUCACUUACUUUCUAAAUGUAGAUGACACUUUUCCUCUUUGUGUAUUUAAACUUUCACCAAUCUGGUUUUGAAUUUAGUUACCAGAAACAGUAUAAGUGGUGUUUCUUCGAUUGCCAGAGGUUUUAAACAGCUCAGUUUAGUAGUUCAUGUUUACUGUGCACUGCAGAAGAUGUUUUUUUUUCUAGUUUCAAAACAAGCUGCAGAGAACCAUUGUCAAAAGCAAGAGGACACGAAGGCUGCAGUACAAGACUUCUGGUCGCUUCAUCUGCUGAUUGUAGUUUAGAUGUUCUCCUAGUAAUAUUUGCUUUCCACCAAAUAUUCUGUUUUGUCUGGAAAUAAACUGUUUUAUUGACAGCAUCUCACAAAACAAGGAUAUUUGAAUACAGUGACAUUUAGGAAGCAGCACUUUCGAUAUUCAUGAAGUUAAGUUAUUGCUUGCACCUAAAACACAACUUAACCAUUGGAAAUUUUCCAUUGCAACACAGUUGAGAGUAUUCACCAGACUGAAACUCAUUUGCCUCUCCAGCCUCAACAGGAGCUAACGAUGCUCAGCACCGUGUCGGGGAAGAGUCUAUUAUGAAACUUUUAAUAUUUUACAGGAUCUACUUGUUGGGCAGCUGGGCAGUUUAAAGUGCUUAAUUUUGAAUAGUCUAAAUUUCAAUCAUGCAAAAUAGAAGGCUUUAAAUCAAUGCAAAAUGAAUACUACUUUAAAUAGCACUUGAAAGAGGAGAGGGAAUACAUUAGUUUAGUUUUUAACUUUUGGGUUUUUUUAAAUUAGCCCCACAAAAUCAGUUACUACAUUUUCAAGUAAAAAAUAAUUUGCUGAAACUGUCUGUCACGUUUACUAUAAGCUCUGUCACACUGCUGUGUUCUGAUUAAAAACCUCUGUGAAAUA